AACUCUCAUGUUUCUCCUCUUCUGAGGUACUCAAAACAGUUAAUGUCAAUAUUAAUCGAACACAAAUGGACCUUCCCACUUGUACAGUUGUACCCUAAAUGACUAUAAAGUGUGAAAGUGAGUUGAACUCCAAUGCACAUCAUUCCUCUUUUAUUUUCCCUCAUACAAAAAGCAUUUUAGUAUGUUCAUAUGAAGUUAAAGAAAACCCAAAACCAAGAAUUCCGCAAGAAAAAGUAAAAGAAAUACCCAAAAACAAAAACAUCACAAAUUUUGAGUCCUCAGUUAAACAGAAUUAUGUAAAGCUUGGUUACAAUUAUCUCAUGUCAAAUAUGUACUUGUUCGUCUUCUUCCUCCUCUUCAUCCCACUAUUUGUUGCUCUCCCUAGUCUUAUAAAACAACACUUAGCCCAACUAUGGAAUAAUAAUAAUAAUAAUAAUAACCAUUUCCCGCUGGAAUCACUCCUUACUCUGUUAGUCUUCCUUGCUAUGACCCUUUUCUUACUAGUAAGCCGUUUUAGGAAGAAAGUAUUCCUAGUCGAUUUCGCUUGUUGUAAGCCAAACCCUUCCUUUAGAAGAACUAAGGCUACAUGCAUGGAUAGAGUUGCUCAAUGUGGGACAUUCACCCAACAAAGCAUUGAAUUUCAAAAGAAGCUAUUUGAAAAGUCCGGGGUAGGCGACGAGACGUAUUUGCCUGACUCCUUAAUCGAUGUUCCUUCAAACCCUACCAUCGAAGAGGCGAGGAAGGAGGCGGAACAUCUCAUGUUUGUCGCCAUUGAUGAAUUACUUGCAAAAACAGGGGUAUUGCCUAAAGAUAUAGGGGUACUUGUUGUGAAUUGUAGUGUGUUUAAUCCUGUGCCAUCACUUUCUUCGACGGUCGUCAACCGUUACAAGCUUAAAGAGGAUAUUGUCACUUAUAAUCUUGCUGGCAUGGGCUGCAGUGCUGGCCUCAUUUCUAUAGAUCUUGCCAAAGAUCUUUUACAGGUGCGUCCCAAUGUAUAUGCUUUGGUCAUAAGCUUAGAGAGCAUAACACAAAACUGGUAUUGUGGAAACGAGCGUUCAAUGCUCAUAUCAAACUGCCUAUUUCGGAUGGGUGCAGCGGCAAUCCUCCUGUCAAACAAACGUUGUGAGUCUCGUCGAUCAAAGUACGAACUUGUACAUGUUGUUCGCACCCACAAAGGCGCAAAUGACAAUAGCUAUAGAUGCGUAAACCAACAGGACGACGAAACAGGACGUUGUGGUAUUGCCCUCUCUAAGGACCUAAUGGCAAUGGCAGGGGAAGCUUUAAAAACCAACAUCACAACCCUCGGACCUUUAGUCCUUCCAAUAUCAGAACAACUUCUGUUUUUAGUAGUGUUAUUCGGAAAAAAGGUACUUCAUAUGCACAAAAUUAGACCAUAUGUACCAGAUUUCAAGCUUGCUUUCGAGCAUUUUUGUAUUCAUGCCGGAGGAAGAGCCGUGCUUGAUGAAUUAGAAAAAACCCUUAAGCUUUCUCAAUUACAUAUGGAGCCUUCAAGGAUGACUCUUUAUAGAUAUGGAAAUACGUCUAGUAGUUCAGUGUGGUACCAGCUCGCGUACCUUGAGGCUAAGGGGAGGAUCAAAAGAGGUGAUAGGAUUUGGCAGAUUGGUUUCGGAUCAGGUUUUAAAUGUAAUAGCGCAGUUUGGCGUGCUUUGCGUAACAUCGAUCCUAAUGAGGAGAUAAACCCUUGGAUGGGCGAGAUUCAUAAAUUUCCAGUCAAUGUACUUCAAGUAUCACCCAUAGGCAUGCCAAACACAGGCUGAUAUGGUUGUGCUAGACUUCUAGCUAGUUACAAAUGUAAAACAAUAAAAUUAUGAAAUACUAGUAUGUUUGUUUUUCUUUUAUUUUUACA
This is a messenger RNA of Spinacia oleracea (spinach), 1867 nucleotides long. Its product is annotated as 3-ketoacyl-CoA synthase 11-like. The record is from RefSeq and is a predicted model, not a curated record. Lineage: Eukaryota; Viridiplantae; Streptophyta; Magnoliopsida; Caryophyllales; Amaranthaceae. The coding region runs from base 99 to 1778 and encodes 559 amino acids. Gene Ontology annotation, cellular component: membrane. Gene Ontology annotation, molecular function: acyltransferase activity, transferring groups other than amino-acyl groups. The transcript has 2 exons. Gene Ontology annotation, biological process: fatty acid biosynthetic process.